AUGGCCAGUAACAAUUCAUUCAUCGUUGUGCUUGUUUAUCCCAAUUGUCGUAUGAGAAAUAGCGACAACAGAGUGACAUUUGAGUAUCAGGAUCCGAUAUUGUUUCCCACUCAGCGUGUGGAGACGUUGUCGGAUUUAAAAAGUUUGAUAUUGAGCAAGCUCGAUGGUACACAAGCGAGGGAGAUAGGUAGGGUGGGGUAUAGGUUGCUGGCACCCAUGGGAAAUGGAGUCUUCCGGUUUCGAUUAUUCCGACUUCAUGGGGACGAGCAUGUGCGACUGAUGUUCGACAUUCAUGGGAGGAUCAUGUGUGAACAGGUAAUGGAGCUAUCCGCCAGUCUAGAUUUGGAUGCCAUGCAUGAGAGGACCCCGAUUUUUGACACCAGUGAAGUGAAUUACAACCUAGACGAUGGUGUAGAGUUUCGGGUCAAACACAUGUUCAGAAGUCGAGAGGCGGUGCUUCAAGGUGUGAAGAACUACAGUAUUUGCGGGAGUGCUGAGUAUCGGGUGAUCGAGUCCGACCGGUUAAAGUACCAUGUGCAACGCCGUCAAGCCGACAGUGGGUGUCAAUGGAGCCUCCGUGUGGCCCUUCGUCAGAAUCUCGGUUACGGGGAGGUUCGGAGUUUUGGUGGACCACACAGCUGUCUAGCACCCACCAUGUCUCAAGACCAUUGUCAGUUAGAUAGCAGUCUCAUCUGCAGGGUCAUAUUGCCCUUGAUUCAGUCCAACCCCUCUGUCAGCAUCCCGAUUUUCCAAGCUGCGGUCCAGGCAAUGCAGAUCUGUUUUCGCGGCACCAUAUGUGACCUACGCAUCAAAUCGUACUACAAUGGACACCUCAUGGUGCGCUACUGCAGCAUGUUCGACAAAGUAUUUUGGGCUUUCUCGUCAUAUGUCGAGGCCUUCAAGCAUUGUAAGCCGUUUGUAUCCGUAGACGGCACGCAUCUGUUUGGCAAGUAUGGUAGAGUAGUGUUACUUAUUGUGGUGCCGCAAGACGGGAACAUCAAUAUACUGCCAAUUGCUUUUGCCAUUAUUGAGUCUGAGAACACCGAGUCAUGGUCAUUCUUUCUUACUAAUUUGAGGUGCCACGUCACCCCACAAGACGGCUUGCUGGUUAUAUCCGACAGAUCUCAGGCCAUCAAGGCCACCUUAAGCUCUAAUGACAGUGGUUGGCAUCCCCUUAGGGCGUUUCAUGCUUACUGUAUCAGACACAUGGCAGCAAAUUUUAUGAGCCGGUUCAAGUCAGCCGAGGGCAAGCGAUACCUCAUAAACGCUGCUUAUAGUCCCAGUCAGGCCGGGUUUGAGUGGUACAUGGAUGCAUUGAGAGGCGUCUCUCCGGCGAUGGCGGACUGGGCUGAUCAUUUCAAAAAGGAGAUUUGGCUUCAGCAUUACGACAGUGGCCGAAGGUUUGGACACAUGAACACAAAUCUGUCCGAGUGCAUUAAUGCUGUGUUGAAGGGAACACGCUAUUUGCCCAUUUCGGCCAUUGUGCGGAUAACCUAUGAGAGACUACAAAAGUUUUUUGUUACAAAGGGUAAGGAAGCGCAGAGCUAG
This is a messenger RNA of Arachis stenosperma, 1548 nucleotides long. RefSeq lists its product as uncharacterized. The record is from RefSeq and is a predicted model, not a curated record. The coding region runs from base 1 to 1548 and encodes 515 amino acids. NCBI's taxonomy places the organism in Eukaryota, Viridiplantae, Streptophyta, Magnoliopsida, Fabales, Fabaceae. The transcript has 4 exons.